AUGGGAUACCAAUAUUACCACUACAACCCUUCCCCGAGCGCCGCAAUCCCGUUCGCAGCCCUCUUCGGGUUGACAGCCGUCGUUCACAUAUGGCAAACCGUCCGCGCCCGAACAUGGUAUCUAAUCCCCUUCAUCAUCGGAAGUAUAUUUGAAGCGACCGGCUACCUCUGCCGAUACAUCAGCGCGACCGAAACGCCCGACUGGACGAUGAAGCCCUACGUGGGCCAGCAACUGCUCAUCCUCCUGGGGCCAUCGCUCUUCGCCGCCUCGAUCUACAUGUUAUUGGGACGGAUUAUCCGCGUGCUGAACGCCGGCUCCAUCUCCCCAAUCCGGCCGACAUGGCUCACCAAGAUCUUCGUCACCGGCGACGUGAUUUCCUUCCUACUCCAAAGCGGAGGGGGCGGAAUGCAAGCCAGCGCCAAAGACGCCAACCAAGCCCAGCUGGGCGAACACAUGAUCCUGGGCGGCCUCUUCGUGCAGAUCCUCUUCUUCGGCAUUUUUAUGAUCGUCUCGGUGAUUUUCCACCGGCGGAUGCUGAAAACGCCCCUACACCACGUGGGCUCGGCGCCGGUCCCCUGGAAUAAAUACCUGAAGGUUCUCUAUGUUGUUAGUUUGCUCAUCUUGAUCCGGUCGCUGUACCGCGUGGCGGAGUAUAUUCAGGGGAAGAGCGGGUUUCUGCAGAGCAAGGAGAUUUUUAUUUAUCUGCUAGAUGCGGCGUUGAUGUUGACGUGCUGCGCCAUCUUCAAUGUCUGGCAUCCGAGUGAUGUCGUCUCCGGGAGACAGGCCCUGUAUAAACAGCCUGAGGAUCUGGAGAUGUUGAAUGGUGGGUAUCGGUAG
Molecule: messenger RNA, 837 nt
Organism: Aspergillus homomorphus CBS 101889
Lineage: Eukaryota; Fungi; Ascomycota; Eurotiomycetes; Eurotiales; Aspergillaceae
Product: RTA1 domain-containing protein
Exons: 3
Coding region: 1-837 (278 amino acids)
Cellular component (GO): membrane
Source: RefSeq, a predicted model, not a curated record